Molecule: messenger RNA, 1695 nt
Organism: Chlorocebus sabaeus (green monkey)
Lineage: Eukaryota; Metazoa; Chordata; Mammalia; Primates; Cercopithecidae
Gene: CYP4F11
Product: cytochrome P450 family 4 subfamily F member 11
Biological process (GO): arachidonate metabolic process; menaquinone catabolic process; phylloquinone catabolic process
Molecular function (GO): monooxygenase activity; oxidoreductase activity, acting on paired donors, with incorporation or reduction of molecular oxygen; heme binding
Source: RefSeq, a predicted model, not a curated record
UCCCUAAAUCGCAGAGGGGGAGAGGAGGGUGUGUGGGACUAGCUGCUCCUGACAGAAGGAUGCUGCAGCUGAGCCUGUCCUGGCUGGGCCUCGGGCCGGUGGCAGCGUCCCCGUGGCUGCUCCUGCUGCUGGUCGGGGGCUCCUGGCUCCUGGCCCGUGUCCUGGCCUGGACCUAUGCCUUCUAUGACAACUGCCGCCACCUCCAGUGUUUUCCGCAACCCCCGAAACAGAGCUGGUUUUGGGGACACCAGGGCCUGGUCACUCCCACGGAAGAGGGCGUGAAGAAGUUCAUCCAGUUGGUGGCCACCUAUCCCCAGGGCUUUAAGUUUUGGAUGGGUCCUACCUUUCCCUUCCUCACUUUAUGCCACCCUGACACCAUCCGGCCUAUCACCAGUGCCUCAGCUACUGUGGCACCCAAGGAUAUGUUUUUCUAUGGCUUCCUGAGGCCCUGGCUGGGGGAUGGGCUCCUGCUGAGUGGUGGUGACAAGUGGAGCCGCCACCGUCGCAUGCUGACUCCUGCCUUCCAUUUCAACAUCCUGAAGCCUUAUAUGAAGAUUUUCAACAAGAGUGUGAACAUCAUGCAUGACAAGUGGCAGUGCCUGGCCUCAGAGGGCAGCGCCAGACUGGAUAUGUUUGAGCACCUCAGCCUCAUGACCUUGGACAGUCUGCAGAAAUGCGUCUUCAGCUUUGAAAGCAAUUGUCAGGAGAAGCCCAGUGAAUAUAUUGCCGCCAUCUUGGAGCUCAGUGCACUUAUAGAAAAAAGAAACCAGCAUAUUCUCUUGUACCCGGACUUCCUGUAUCAUCUCACUCCUGAUGGGUGGCGCUUCCGCAGGGCCUGCCACCUGGUGCAUGACUUCACAGAUGCCGUCAUCCAGAAGCGGCGCCGAACCCUCCCCACUCAGGGUAUUGAUGAUUUCCUCAAGAACAAGGCAAAGUCCAAGACUUUGGACUUCAUUGAUGUGCUUCUGCUGAGCAAGGAUGAAGAUGGGAAGGAGUUGUCUGAUGAGGACAUAAGAGCAGAAGCUGACACCUUCAUGUUUGAGGGCCAUGACACCACAGCCAGUGGUCUCUCCUGGGUCCUAUACCACCUCGCACAGCACCCAGAAUACCAGGAACGCUGCCGGCAAGAAGCGCGAGAGCUUCUGAAGGACCGUGAACCUGUUGAGAUUGAAUGGGAUGACUUGGCCCAGCUGCCCUUCCUGACCAUGUGCAUUAAGGAGAGCCUGCGGCUGCAUCCCCCAGUUCCUGCCGUCUCCCGAUGCUGCACCCAAGACAUUGUGCUUCCGGAUGGCCGGAUCAUCCCCAAAGGCAUUACCUGCAUCAUCAGUAUUUUUGGGAUCCAUCACAACCCAACUGUGUGGCCAGACCCUGAGGUCUAUGACCCCUUCCGCUUCUACCAAGAGAACAUCAAGGAGAGGUCACCUCUGGCUUUUAUUCCCUUCUCGGCAGGGCCCAGAAACUGCAUUGGGCAGGCGUUCGCCAUGGCUGAGAUGAAGGUGGUCCUGGCACUCACGCUGCUGCGCUUCCGCAUCCUGCCGACCCAUCUUGAGCCCUGCAGGAAGCCGGAGCUGGUAUUGCGUACAGAGGGUGGACUUUGGCUGCGGGUGGAGCCCCUGGGUGUGAACUCACAGUGACUGUCCUACCCACCCACCCACCUUUGUAGAUUCCCAGGAAUAAAACUAUGCUGACACUUCU